UUCCGCCGCGCGGUGGGGCGGUGCAAGAUGGACGCUCCGUGGGCUCGGGAGCAGCUCCGGCGGCGUUACCAGUUCCCGGCCGGGGCCGAGGCCAGGCUGGGCCGCGAGGGCGACGCCGGGACGGAAACCUCUACUGCUGUUGAGAAAAAGGAGAAACCUCUUCCAAGACUUAAUAUCCAUUCUGCAUUCUGGAUUGUGGCAUCCAUUGUUGUGACCUAUUAUGUGGAUUUUUUUAAAACCCUUCAAGAUAAUUUUCAUACUAGUAGCUGGCUUCUCUUUGGAGGGGCCUUGUUGCUGGUCAGCUUAUCUGUUGCACUGUACUGCAUUCUCUAUCUGGAGUGGUACCAUGGAAUUAAAGAAUAUGACGCCAAGUAUCCAACGUUGGUACCUGUUACAACUGCCACAUUUAUUGCAUCAGGAGUUUGCUUCAACAUUGCUCUGUGGAAUGUGUGGUCGUUCUUCACUCCCCUGGUGCUGUUCACGCAGUUCAUGGGGGUGGUGAUGCUCAUCUCACUCCUCGGCUGAUCUCUGAAGGUAAGGUCCCUGGUGCUCUGUGCAGGGACCACAGGCUGCCUGUGAAUGAUCCCAGCUUGUCUGCCCCAGCAGCAGCGCUGGGUGAACUCUGAGGGGAAAGGAACAGAGCUCCGUCCUUCUGUAAGGAAGGCCCCCAUGAUGACUGUAUGGGCACUGCUCCGUGUAGAUCACGUCACACACCUGAGACAGGCGUCCGCUUCUCUCAGCAUGCACAGCAACAACUGAAGACACUGCGUGUUCUUGAGCAAUUGUGGGACAUGGUUCUGCCACGUUCCAUUAAGAAACGUGAUGGAUGACAUGCCAACCUUUAUUUUUCUCAUGUCAGUGAGAGGAUUCCUAUGUCCCAGCAGACCGCCCGCCCCGUGCGUGGUCUGCUUUUCCAGUGGCAGCUAAGCUGCGCAUGCAGGCAGCACCGCAGGCAUGAGCAGGCACCGGGCUGAGGGGUGGCGAGAGGACCGUGGUGGCAGUGGCACUCCCGGGGCUUUGCAAGCUGCUGUGUGUGGAAAGUGAUACCCACACCAGCGCCCACAGACCUGGAGGAGAUGGACAUUUCAGCUGACCAGCAGCACGGGCUGCCUGAGGCCGGCUGAAGGAGAUGGAUGUGGACCUACUGCUCCAGCUCUCAGUGGUUGCUAGUGCCCUGUGCCAUGCCGAUGUGGACAGCGUUCUCCAGACAUGCGCUGCCGAGGGUCCCGAGUGCCUGGUGCAGGUGGACGGCUGGUCCCUGGGCACCUGUGUCAUCUCAAGUAGUGCGUGGGUCUCGAUACAGGUGACCCCGACCCCCAUCCUUCCCCUUUGGGGGCUACUGAGUUUACGUUUCCUACAGGACUUCCUACCCACCUGGGUUGGUGAUUGGUGGCAGAGGUGUUUAGAUUACACUGUGCUUUUUAAUGUUUACUCAUGAGCUUAGGGACAGAAAUACUCUUUUCUUUCAGACUGCAGGCCCCUCCGCUGGCUGGAGCAUCACAGGGACACGGAAGGCUACAGUGUGCUCUUGUAUCCACUGCGUGAGUGGUGGAAAUUUGGGGCUGGGUAGAUUCAUUCAAUUGAAAUCAGAAUAAAUUCUAGUUCACUUGUAUAUUUCUCAAACUCAAGUGAUUCUUGAAUAUCUUAGGAGUUUGUAUUAUACA
Molecule: messenger RNA, 1664 nt
Organism: Dipodomys spectabilis (banner-tailed kangaroo rat)
Lineage: Eukaryota; Metazoa; Chordata; Mammalia; Rodentia; Heteromyidae
Gene: Tmem128
Product: transmembrane protein 128
Exons: 4
Coding region: 28-525 (165 amino acids)
Source: RefSeq, a predicted model, not a curated record